Molecule: messenger RNA, 2849 nt
Organism: Triplophysa rosa
Lineage: Eukaryota; Metazoa; Chordata; Actinopteri; Cypriniformes; Nemacheilidae
Product: tripartite motif-containing protein 16-like
Exons: 6
Coding region: 338-2005 (555 amino acids)
Molecular function (GO): protein binding; zinc ion binding
Source: RefSeq, a predicted model, not a curated record
UUAAAAUGCACACAUAUUAAUUGAUUGGAAGAGAUUUCAUGCGUGUUCCUGUCUGGCUCCCGCAUGCCAGAGACUGUCAAAUAAAAAAGAAAACUUCCCCUUACUUGUAUGGGUGCAAAGGUCAUUAUUUGAAAAUGAAAAUGACACCUGGUAAGCUUUUUUCCGUGAAUGUACACAAAAAUUCAGAUGUGUCACACCUCAGACAAACCUGUUUUGCACGUCUAUCAAGUACAGAACCAUAAAACUAUUUCACCUGUUCAGUUCAUAGAAAACGAAACUUAAUUGUUCUUGAGUUGUUUUGAGUUGUCUCUCUCUGUCUGUGUGUACACACUGUUAAAUGGCAGAAGGCGGCUUUUCUCAGGACCAGUUCAGCUGUCCAGUGUGUUUGGAUCUACUGAAGGAUCCAGUGACCAUUCCAUGUGGACACAGUUACUGUAUGAGCUGUAUUACACGCUGCUGGAAUCGGGAGGAUCAGACGGGAGUCUACAGCUGCCCUCAGUGCAGACACACAUUCACUUCAAGACCAGCUUUAUGUAAGAAUGUGAUGUUUGCUGAACUGGUUGAGAACCUGAGGAAGACAACACUUAAGGCUGCCCGUCCUGUUCACUGUUACGGUGAACCUUUAGAUGUGGAGUGUGACGUCUGUACUGGGAGAAAAUACAGAGCUGUCAAGUCCUGUCUGGAGUGUCUGAACUCAUACUGUCAAAAUCACCUUGAACAACACGAGAAUCUCUUUAAAGCCCGGAGACACAAUCUAAUGAAUCCUUCCAGACGACCCAAUGAGAUGAUCUGCCUAAAACAUAGAAAAGAUCUGGAAGUCUACUGUCGCACCGACCAGCAGUGCAUUUGUUGUGUGUGUAUGAUGGAUGAACAUAAACAUCAUGACACUAUAGCUGCUGCAGCUGAGAGGAUGGAGAAACAGAGAUGCUUAGGAGAGUUGCAAAGAAAAUUCCAGCAAAGAAUUCAAGAGAAAGAGGGUGAGCUUCAUGAGCUGAAAAAGGCCGUGGAGUCUCAUAAGCGCUCUGCACAGACAGCAGUGAAGGACAGCGAGAGGAUCUUCACUGAGCUGAUUCGCUCCAUUGAGAGACGUCGCUCUGAGGUGACACAGCUGAUCAGAGAUCAGGAAAAGGCUGCAGUGACUCGAGCUGAAGGAUUCUUAAAGCAACUGGAGCAGGAGAUUGUUGAUCUGAGGAGGAGAAAAGCUGAACUGCAACAGCUUUCACUCACAGCCAAUCACAUCCAUUUCCUGCAGAGUUUCCAGUCUCUCUCUGCAGCUCUUGAAUCUCCAGUCUCACACAACAUCACUGUCAGUCCUCUGCCCUCUUUUGAUGAUGUGAGAAAAUCUGUCUCUCAACUGAAAGAAAAACUGGAGGACUUCUGUAGAGAGGAGAUAGAAAUGUUGUCAGAAAGAGAUACAUAUAUCACAAGUAUUCGCAAUGAACCCAAGACCAGGAAGGACUUCUUGCAAUAUUCCAGUCAGUUCACACUGGAUUCAAGCACGGUGAAUAAACACCUCCGUUUGUCUGAUGGAAACAGAACGGCUACUUACACUGAUACAGAACAGCAGUAUGCUGGUCAUCCAGAUAGAUUUGAUUACUGGUUACAGGUGUUGUGUAAAGAGAGUGUCAGUGGACGCUGUUACUGGGAGGUUGAGUGGAGUGGAAAUGAUGGGGUGCAUAUGUCAGUGUCAUAUAAAAGCAUCAGCAGGAAGGGGAAUGGUUAUGAGUGUGUGUUUGGAUGCAAUAAUCAGUCCUGGAGUUUGCUUUGCUCUCCCUAUAAAUACUCAUUAGAGCACAAUAGUAAAACGACUGAUCACCCUGUGUCCUCCAGCAGCUCUAGAAUAGGAGUGUAUGUGGAUCACAGAGCAGGAACUCUGUCCUUCUACAGCGUCUCUGACACAAUGACUCUCAUCCACAGAGUCCAGACCACAUUCACUCAACCUCUCUAUCCUGGGUUUUAUGUUGUUAAAGGAUGCAUGGUGAAACUGUGUCACCUGAUAAAAUAGAUCAUAGAGAUAUUCUGUGAAUAAUAGUGAAUUCGGUGUUAGAGAAAUAUGCUAUAUAUUACAAUCUGAAACUGAAGAAACAUGAGUUUUUAAAAUCAGUAAUGUCAGAUUUACUUGAUGUUUUCACUUAUUCAAAAAGACUUGUUUUACUUGGACUUGAUGUUUAAAUGAAAUAUUAUAUAUGUUUUUAUUGUUUUGUUAUUGUUAUUUUAUUGUUUAAUCUCAGCUCUGUCAGCUAGCUUUACAAACAUGAAGUGUGACUGAUUUAUGGCAAAAAAUUUAAACCACCAAAUAUGGAGAUACGAGGUUAGAACGACAUCUGCAUUACUAUAUAACCCAACGGUUGGUUCUGUCCAUAUUUUAUCCAACCAUCCAUGAAAACAACACAGCAUUUUUUAGCAUUGCGUUACAGUUUAAAGGACUGUAUGCUAAUAUUUAGUAUCACUAACGUUUUGGGUACAGAGAGUUUGUUUUUGAGGGGUUUUGUUGUUUGUUUUGAGGAGCGUGCAGGAUUAUUACAGUAUAUGCACAAUAUUAUCAUCAUUGUUAUCAUUAUUGUUUUUGGAAGCUCCAAGCCAUGGGAACAUCAUCAUCAUGGCAUCAAGAUAUAUUCUCAAAGAAACCAUUGACAAUUAUUUGUGUUUAUUGGGUAAAUUGUGUCUGAAAUAUUUUGUUUAUCAAUCUGUUUUUGUAAUGUAUUGCCUUAUAUGAUUCGUUGAUAAAUGGUUAAAAACUGCACUGUUUGAAUUGUAAGUUAGUUAUUUGUAGAAGACUAAACAGGUGUAGCAUUUUGCUCAUCUUGUGCCUUUUGGAUAACGAUUUUACUACCAAAUCUGUUAACGUU